AUGUCUUCUUCGAGUGGAGUUUCUAGAACCCUAGACCCCAUAGCAGUGGAUCCAGAUGACCAGAUGCCCACAGAUCCCGAGAUUUAUACAUCUGAUACUGACAUAAGUGAUGAUGACGAUUUCCAGCAUUUCGCCUUGCCCGAUUUUGGGGACGAUGUUCAGCUCGCUGAUGGUAUUCUUGAUGGAGAUCUACCCCUCGUGCAGAUCCCUGCACCUGUUCCACUCGCUGCUUUUCCCAUGGCGGAUUUGCCUCUCAAUUAUGUGUCGGAUGACGACAUACCUCCUGCUGAUAUUCCCUUUAUUGUCCCUAUCGUUGAGCUUCCUGAGAUGGAGGUUCUUUCUGAUUCGUCUGAUUCAGACUCUUUCGAGUCAGUAGCAUCUUCUACUCUCCACGCAGUGGGGUUACAGCGGUACCCCACCGACUCAGAUUCCGAUAUGGCCACGUCAGCCGCAUUCGAUCAUGAUUUUGACCUUGCUGAUGACCCCGAUCACGAGUUUGACCUUGCUGAUGACGUCGAGCCUGAGAUGGACCAUGCUCCUGAUGAGCAACCAUUCGAGGCUCCUGUUGCUCCUGUAGCUCUUGUUGCUCCUAUAGCUCCUGUUGCUCCUAUCAAUCAGCCCCCUGUUGUACCCGCUGAUCUAGAUCCAGCCCCAGUUGACCCUGUCCCAUUGCCCGAUCAUGAUCCCAUUUUUGCUGAGAUACCUGAUAUUGCACCGAUAUUACCUGAUCCAGUCCUUAUGUUUGAGGACCAUGCUCCGUUUGCCACCCACAUCGAUUCGAGAUACGCUGACACCCACAACAUGUGGGUCGAUGAUAAUGAUUAUCCCCCAUAUGUUAGACCAGUCACUCCUUCCCGUGCACCCAUCUUUGCACCGAUUGAUGUUGCCCAUCAUUUUCCCCAUGUUUCAGAUAUCCAUCGCACCGGCCUUCCUAUCACUUUCCUCCAGGACAUUCCUCCACCUCGUCCUGGGGAGGGUUCGUCGAGACAGCAACCUGCUUUUGUCCCGCCUGUGUCGUCAGCUGUACCAUUCAUGUCUCAGUUUCCUCGCACUACACCACCUUUUGCACAUAUGGGCGAGCCAUUUUUGUGGUCAUCGCCCAAUGUUAUGCCUCUGUCAGACCCCUAUCACCCGUUCCAUGUCGGAUAUACCACAGAGGAUAUACUUAUAUCCCUGCAGUUACAGCAGGAUGCUUUGAGUCGUCGAGUUUUGGAGCUGGAGAGGACUCCACGUCCUCCCCCACGUCAUUGUCAGACUCCUUUUCCGACACCACCCGCUCCUCUUCCACUACCCCCUGAUUCGGAUAUUCAUUUCUUACUCCUGAGCAGCAGAUUGCUUACUUGUUGCACAUCAUCCAUGCACUUGAGAAGGACUGGGUGCGCUUGCGCCGUUUGA
Molecule: messenger RNA, 1395 nt
Organism: Helianthus annuus (common sunflower)
Lineage: Eukaryota; Viridiplantae; Streptophyta; Magnoliopsida; Asterales; Asteraceae
Product: calphotin-like
Exons: 1
Coding region: 1-1395 (464 amino acids)
Source: RefSeq, a predicted model, not a curated record